This is a messenger RNA of Entamoeba histolytica HM-1:IMSS, 1188 nucleotides long. RefSeq lists its product as uncharacterized. The coding region runs from base 1 to 1188 and encodes 395 amino acids. The transcript has a single exon. The record is from RefSeq and is a predicted model, not a curated record. Lineage: Eukaryota; Evosea; Mastigamoebida; Endamoebidae.
AUGAAUUAUAAUGUUAUUAAAGCAUUAGAUCAAGAAGAGACAGGUGACCUUAUCAAAUACUUCAAUUAUACAGAUGGAAUACUUGAAGCUAAUUCAGGUGUUCAUGAUAAUAAAUGUUUAUCAAUAGAUUCAUCUGAUCCACCAUGUCCUGUACAAAAAGGAAUGUAUACUAAAGUAAAAUUGACAGAUGAAUCAAUUCAAAUUACAAAUAUAGAUAAAUCAUCUAUUACUGCAUUAGUUAGAAUUCAAAUUAAACCAACUGAACAAUUUUGGACACAAAUAAAAGAUAGUCAAGAAGGAGAUAUUUCAGGAUUUCAAACAGGAAGAUUAACAGCAAUAGAAUAUUUUGUAGGAUUAAAAUCAUCAACACAUUUAUUUGAUGCAUAUCGUGUAUAUUCAAGAAAUAAGAAAACAGCAUGUGAACAAACAGAAGCAUUAUAUGAGAAUGCAGCUAUUAGAAUGUUAAAAGCACAAGAAGAAUUAGAUUAUAAACCAGGAAUUUAUACACAAUGGGAAGCAGCAUAUAAACAUGAAGAUAAUGUAUGUGGAUGUUAUUUUAAUCUUCAAGAAAUUAUUAAAGCACCAAAUAAUACUAUUGAAAAAGAAUUUGAAGUAAUUAUUCCAUUAGAUGAUUUAUUACCAUUUGCUGCUAUGAAAAUGUUUCCUAAUGGAAUUUAUGGAAAUUUAACACUUGAAGUUAAAAUGGCAAUUCAACAGAAUUUUGUUAUUUGUCAAUGUAAUCAAAAUACUAUUAUAAAUAAAAUUAGUAAACAAAUCAAUUCCCCAGUUAAAGGAAAUUCAUUAGUACUUAGUAUUGGAAUUGAUCAAAUGAAAGAAAGAGAUUAUUAUGGAGUAUUAAAUAGUAAACAUGAGAAUUGUUCAUUUACUCAAAUUGGAGAUACAUUUAUUACAUCAGUGAUGUCAUUACAAAAAGAAAGUAAUCAUGAAUUAGGUGUUCUCACUCCAAAAAAUAUUAAAAGUUGUUUUACUAUUACAGAUGGAAGUUUAAGAUAUUGUAGAACAAAUAUUAAUGGAUUUAAUAUUAAAGAUAGUGUAAUGAAUGAAUUAAUAGAAAAAUAUCAAACAAAAGAAUUAAUUAUUCCAUCACAAUAUGUUGAUUAUCAAGCAUUUUCACAAAAACCAUUAAGUAAUGGUUUAAAAUGGCAACGAAAAAAAGCAAAUAAUUGA